Molecule: messenger RNA, 2442 nt
Organism: Parascedosporium putredinis
Lineage: Eukaryota; Fungi; Ascomycota; Sordariomycetes; Microascales; Microascaceae
Source: the annotation of a GenBank genome assembly
AUGGCGGCGAACAUUGGCGCUAUCGCGCAGCUGCUCGAUGCCACGCUGGAUCCUGGCCAGCAUCGCAAAGCCGAGACCGCCCUCAAGGCCGAGCAGGCCAAGCCCCAGUACUCUCUGAAUCUCCUCAACAUCGUCGCCUCCGACCCUCUCCCCGCCAAAACCCGCCUAUCCGCUGCGUUGGCUUUCAAGAACUUUAUCAGGAACAAUUAUGUGGACGAAGAAGGCAACUAUAAGCUGCCCCAAGAUGAGGUGGUCACAAUCAAGCAACAGCUUAUCGGUCUCAUGAUCUCGUCACCUCCCGCCAUCCAGAGCCAGCUCGGCGAGGCCGUCGCCAUCAUUGCCGACUCCGACUUCUGGCAGAGGUGGGAGACGUUGACAAAGGAUCUCGUCAGCCGUUUUUCGACAACAGACCCAAAGGUCAAUAUUGGUGUAUUAGAGGUGGCACACUCCAUCUUUGUAAGGUGGAGGCCUUUGUUCCGAACGGACGAUCUGUACACAGAAAUCAACCACGUCAUCACGACAAUGGGCGAGCCCUUUAUCCAGCUUCUCAUCACGACCAACACGCAGAUUGAGGCCAAUAGCGGAAACAAGGAGGCUCUCAAGGCUUGGUUCGAAACGCUAAGCCUGCUGGUCAAGAUCUUUUACGACUUGUCGUGCCACGAUAACCCCCUACUCGAGACGGACGAUGACGCCGAAGCCUCCAUCGUCGAUACGGUCAAGGCGGAUAUCUGCGAGGCCCUCGAGCUGUACACGGUCAAGUUUGACGAGGAUUUCUCCAAAUACUGCGGCCCGUUCAUCACGAAUGUGUGGGAGCUUUUGUCGAGCAUGGGGCCCGAGACCAAGUACGACCACGUCGUAAGCAAGGCGCUGCACUUUUUGACCGCGGUAGCGUCCACCAAAGACCACUCGGGCAACUUUAACAACGAGGACACCUUGUCGCAAAUUGUCGAAAAGGUCAUUCUUCCCAACGUGGCACUCCGCGAGUCGGACAUCGAACUCUUCGAGGAUGAGCCUAUCGAGUUCAUCCGGCGAGACCUGGAAGGGUCGGAUACCGAUUCUAGGAGGAGAUCUGCUACCGACUUUUACGGAAACUCCAGGAGAAAUUCGAGGGGCAAGUCGGACUGGAAGGCCAAGGACACGGCCAUCUACCUCUUCAUCUCGAUUGCGGCCAAGGGUGCGGUGACGGCGGCGCAGGGCGUCAAGACGAUCAACUCGCUCGUCAACGUUGUCGAGUUUUUCCAGCAGCACAUUGCCGCGGACCUCAUGUCGGACAGCGCGGAGCCCAUUGCCAAGGUGGACGCGAUCAAGUACCUGCACACGUUCCGAAGCCAGCUCUCCAAGGACCAGUGGAGGGACGCGUUCCCGCACCUCAUCAAGAACAUUGGCUCCAGCAACUAUGUCAUCUAUACCUACGCCGCCAUUGCCGUCGAGCGCCUCCUCUUCCUCGCCGACGACAACGGGGUGCAAAUGUUUACCCGGGCCGAUGUCGAGGGCUUCGCCAACGAGCUCCUCGAGAGGUUGUUUGUCCUGAUUGAGCGGGAGCCCACGCCAGCCAAGCUCCAGGAGAACGAGUUUUUGAUGAGAUGCGUGAUGAGGAUUCUCAUUGUGAUCAAGGAUGGCGCCGCCGCGAUCCUCGACGGCGUCCUGCAGCACCUGAUUGCCAUUACCAAUAUCAUGAAGCAGAAUCCUAGCAACCCCAGGUUCUACUACUACCACUUUGAGGCCAUUGGCGCUCUGGUGCGGUACUGCUCGGGGAGCAAGGCGGACGUGCUCAACGCGAAGCUUUGGGAGCCUAUUCAGCUCAUUUUUACCGAGGACGUCACUGAAUUCAUGCAGUAUGUUCUCCAGAUUCUCGCGCAGCUCCUGGAAUCAAGCCCCGACAGCUCCAUCUCGGCCAACUUUGGAGCGCUGCUUGACCCGAUUCUCAACCCGCCCAUGUGGGAAGUCAGGGGCAACGUUCCAGCGCUGGCCCGUCUCCUUGCGGGGCUCAUCCCCAGAGCGAGCAAGGAAAUCAUUGGUGGAGACAAGAUGAACCAGCUCUAUGCAUUUGACAUCCUCGAGGCGACUGUCAAGGCGUACGAAGGCAACGUCCUCGACAACUACUUUGCCACGAUUCUCGAGCUCCUAUUUAAGAAGCUUCAAAACAACCCCGCAGAAUCGUUCAAGCUGCGAUUUGUGCGCCUGUUCCAUCUGGUGUCAGCCCGGCUCGAGGCGGGAUACGGCACGGAUUACUUUAUCAAGCACGCCAACAAGCUCCAGGACAACCUCUUCAAGCAGUUGUACCCCGCCAUCAUCCUGAUGGAGAGCGACAAGCUCGCGCGGCCGGUAGACCGAAAGCUUGCCGUGGUAUCCUACACCAAGACUCUUUGCGAGUCUAGGGCGUUUGCGGAUGAAUUCAAGAAGGGCUGGGCCAACACGUGCAACAAGCUCAUCAUGCUCUAG